Camellia sinensis is the source of this 483-nucleotide messenger RNA. Lineage: Eukaryota; Viridiplantae; Streptophyta; Magnoliopsida; Ericales; Theaceae. The record is from RefSeq and is a predicted model, not a curated record.
AUGACCAGUGAGGAGACCGAGUACUACGCCCGGGGUUUCCUCAUGUUUCUAUUUGGAACUACUCUGUUUGUCGACCGGGCAAACACCGUCGAGCUCUACCUCCUGAGUGCAUUGGUGGACCUGUCUCGUAUCCGACUCUUUGACUGGGGCGGCGCAGGCUUGGCCACAUUAUAUGGGUACAUGAGCUCCUCCUCUCGUUGGAGCGGGCAUCUGCUAGGAGGCUACUGGAGGGUCUGGAAGCUAUGGGUAUAUGCCUAUUUUUCAAGGCUUUCCCCAGAUCCAGAGGUAGAGAUACCACCCAUGGUGCCAUAUUCACACAGAUAUGACGGGAGAUGUCAGCGGAGGCCACAAGAGUCAUUCUCAUUCUUUCGCCGAUUCUUCGACACCGUGACCGCGACAAAGGUCACCUGGCAGCCAUGGGGAGUGAUGCCUGAUGGAGUCAGAGAUCAGUUUGUGGGCGCUCAGGAGGCCUCUCGUUUCUGA